This is a messenger RNA of Saprolegnia parasitica CBS 223.65, 804 nucleotides long. RefSeq lists its product as hypothetical. The coding region runs from base 1 to 777 and encodes 258 amino acids. The record is from RefSeq and is a predicted model, not a curated record. The transcript has a single exon. NCBI's taxonomy places the organism in Eukaryota, Oomycota, Saprolegniomycetes, Saprolegniales, Saprolegniaceae.
AUGACGACGACGACGUCCCUGACCCUCCGUGCGAUGGGCUUUUGCGGCGCAGACGACUCGGUGCACCCGAAGCUCCUCCAGACGCUCUCGGUACACUACCCAUGGAUCGAGUGGGGCGUGCUCUUCCGCCCAGACCUCGAAGGCAGCCCGCGGUACGCGACCAGCGGCUGGGUGCAGCAGCUCGCAGCGUGCGCCCGGGCGACGCCAAUGAAGCUAGCGGGCCAUCUCUGCGGGUCGCGCUGCCAAGACAUCUUGGCGGGCGACGCAUCCUUUGUGCAGGAGCUCUACGCCAUGGGCUUCCACCGCGUGCAAGUGAACGCCACCGCUGCCAACCACGUGCUUGUCGAGGCCGGUCGCAUUGACGAGUACGUCGCCAACAUCCGCCGCUGCAUGGCGCGCGUGCCGCAGGUCGAGUGGAUCAUCCAGUGCAACACCGAGACCAAGGCGAUCUGGGAACCGCUCGCCGCGGCGCCGCCCGCCAACAUGAGCCUCCUCUUUGAUGCGUCGUGCGGUCUUGGCGUGCCCAUGACGGAGUUUCCCAAGCCGCUCCCCAACAUUCCGUGCGGGUACGCUGGCGGCAUUGGCCCCAACAACAUCCGCAGCAUGCUCGAGCGCGUCCAGGCAGCGUCGGGCGGCGCGCCAGUCUGGGUUGACAUGGAGUCGAGUCUGCGGCUCAAGGUGCUCGAGUGCGUCACCGACGUCUUCUCGGUCGAAAAGUGCUUUGUCUGCGCCGACGUCGGUGUGACGGCGUUCGGCCUCGCCCUUGAGCACAUGUAAUGAAAGCUGCAUCUCUCGAUGUCCCGA